Myotis myotis is the source of this 1856-nucleotide messenger RNA. RefSeq names its product keratin 38 (gene KRT38). The record is from RefSeq and is a predicted model, not a curated record. Lineage: Eukaryota; Metazoa; Chordata; Mammalia; Chiroptera; Vespertilionidae. The coding region runs from base 68 to 1441 and encodes 457 amino acids. Gene Ontology annotation, molecular function: structural molecule activity. The transcript has 7 exons.
GGUUCUCAGACUCGUGUCUUGGCCUUUCCAGCUGCUCUGAACCUCCUGUGUAGCAUCAGCCCACACCAUGACUUCCUUCUACAUGACCUCAAGCCAGCCUCUGGGCAGCACCCUGAAUCCUGGAGAAAGAAAUGUCUGCCCCUCCUCCGGUGAUAUUGGGUACCACCCUGGCUUAGAGGAAAAGGCUGCCUGCCAGGGCCUCCUGGCCAGCCUGGCACAUGUCAACCGAGUUCGAGUGGGGACCACCCCGCUGGGCCGACCCAAUCUCUGUCUGCCCAACAGCUGCCACAAUGCUUGCCCCUUGCCAGGAACCCGCAACAUUCCUGCCAACAUCGGAAGCUGUGGGGCCUACGGUGAAGGCACCCUGAACGGCCAUGAGAAGGUGACCAUGCAGUUCCUGAACGACCGCCUGGCCAACUACCUGCAGAAGGUGCGGCAGCUGGAGCAGGAGAACGCGGAGCUGGAGACCAAGAUCCGAGAGUGGAGCAAAUGCCAUGAGACCACCAUGUGCCCCAACUACCAGUGCUACUUCCAGACCAUCGAGGAGCUCCAGCAGAAGAUCCUGUGCAGCAAAGCUGAGAAUGCCAGGCUGGUUAGCCAGAUUGACAACGCCAAGCUGGCUGCCGAUGACUUUAGGAUCAAGCACGAGAGUGAGCACUCCCUGCGCCUGCUGGUGGAGGCGGACAUGUGUGGGAUGCACAAGCUCCUGGAUGACCUGAGCCUGGCCAAGGCCGACCUGGAGGCCCAGCAGGAGUCCCUGAAGGAGGAGCAGCUCUGCCUCAAGAGCAACCACGAGAAGGAAGUGAACAUUCUGAAGUGCCAACUGGGAGACAGGCUCCGGAUUGAGCUGGACACGGAGCCCACCGUGGACCUGAGCAGGGUGCUGGAGGAGAUGCGGUGCCAGUACGAGACCAUGGUGGAGACCAAUCGGUGUGACGUGAAGCAGUGGUUCGAAGCUCAGUCUGAAGGCAUCAGCCUGCAGGCCUCGUCCUGCUCUGAAGAGCUGCAGUGCUGCCAGUCGGAGAUCCUGGAGCUGAGAUGCACGGUGAACGCCCUGGAGGUGGAGCGCCAAGCCCAGCACCAGCUGAAAGACUGUCUGCAGAACUCCCUGUGCGAGGCCGAGGCCCGUUUCGGCACCGAGCUGGCCCAGAUGCAGUGCCUGAUCAGCACCGUGGAGGAGCAGCUGGCCGAGAUCCGCUGCGACCUGGAGCGGCAGAACCAGGAGUACCAGGUGCUGCUGGACACAAAGGCCCGGCUGGAGUGUGAGAUCGCCACGUACCGGAACCUUCUGGAAAGCGAGGACUGCAAACUCCCCUGCAAUCCCUGCUCCACGUCUGCUGCCUGUGUGCCUCCCGCCUGUGCUCCUCGCCCGAGCUGUGCCCCCUGCACCACUUAUGGGCCUGGCUCAGCCCGUGCAGCCAGCACUGGGAGCCGGUUCUGAAUGUCUGUGGACCAGCGGAGGCGGCUAAAGCAAGGGGAUACCCACAUAGCAAUGCUCAUUAGACAUUUCGGAAAUCUGGCUUCUAACUAUCACUGACUUUCCGCAUGCAUAGGCCUGUCCAAACCUACCAGGAAAAGUGGGAUCUCGAUGGGGAGCCAUCCCUCCCAGCUCCUGAUUUUCCCAGAGGGCUCCACACCUCCCUGGCUGGGUCCCGAUGACCAGUGGUGGCUCAGAGUAUCCACCUGGAGACACUCAGGGAUGGGAUCCGAUGGAAGAAUCAUUCGGGCUGAGUCUAGGGCAGUGAUAGUGAACCUUUUGAGCUCGGCGUGUCAGCAUUUUGAAAAACCCUCACUUAACUCUGGUGCCGUGUCACAUAUAGAAAUUUUUUGAUAUUUGCAACCAUAGUAAAACAAAG